Elephantulus edwardii (Cape elephant shrew) is the source of this 957-nucleotide messenger RNA. Its product is annotated as mitogen-activated protein kinase kinase kinase 7-like. The annotation marks the transcript as partial. Gene Ontology annotation, molecular function: magnesium ion binding; MAP kinase kinase kinase activity; ATP binding. Gene Ontology annotation, biological process: positive regulation of canonical NF-kappaB signal transduction; JNK cascade; protein phosphorylation. NCBI's taxonomy places the organism in Eukaryota, Metazoa, Chordata, Mammalia, Macroscelidea, Macroscelididae. The record is from RefSeq and is a predicted model, not a curated record. The transcript has a single exon.
GACAUUCAGACACAUAUGACCAAUAACAAGGGGAGUGCUGCAUGGAUGGCACCUGAAGUUUUUGAAGGUAGUAAUUACAGUGAAAAAUGUGACGUCUUCAGCUGGGGUAUUAUCCUUUGGGAAGUAAUAACUCGUCGGAAACCUUUUGAUGAAAUUGGUGGUCCCGCUUUCUGUAUAAUGUGGGCAGUUCACAACGGUACUAGACCACCACUGAUCAAAAAUUUGCCUAAGCCCAUUGAAAGCCUGAUGACUCGUUGUUGGUCUAACGAUCCAUCUCAACGUCCUUCUAUGGAGGAGAUUGUGAAAAUAAUGACUCACUUGAUGCGGUACUUUCCAGGAGCAGAUGAGCCUUUACAAUAUCCUUGUCAGUAUUCAGAUGAAGGACAGAGCAACUCGGCCACCAGUACAGGCUCAUUCAUGGAUAUCACGUCUACAAAUACAAGUAAUAAAAGUGAUACUAAUAUGGAGCAAGUUCCUGCCACAAAUGAUACUAUUAAACAUUUAGAAUCAAAAUUAUUGAAAAAUCAGGCAAAACAACAGAGUGAAUCUGGACGUUUAAGCUUGGGAGCUUCCCGUGGAAGCAGUGUGGAGAGCUUGCCCCCAACCUCUGAAGGCAAGCGGAUGAGUGCUGACAUGGCUGAAAUAGAAGCAAGGAUAGCUGCAUCCACAGCCUUUUCCAAGCCUAAACGGGGCCACCGUAAAACCGCUUCAUUUGGCAACAUUCUGGAUGUCCCUGAGAUCGUCAUAUCAGGCAAUGGACAGCCAAGACGUAGAUCCAUCCAAGACUUGACUGUUACUGGAACAGAACCUGGUCAGAUACUAAUGGGUCCGAUAACUCCAUACCAAUGGCUUAUCUUACACUGGAUCACCAACUACAGCCUCUUGCACCAUGCCCAAACUCCAAAGAGUCUAUGGCAGUGUUUGAAUAGCAUUGUAAAAUGGCCGAGGAAUAUAUGA